AUGCGUCGUUGCCAGCCAAAUGGCCAUCGGUUAUGGUGGCGUCAGAGGUCCAUUGCUCCAGCCAUUCCCAAAAAGAGAUUGAGUCUUAUUGCACUAACAGCUAGCCGCUUCGGUCGGGAUAGGACGGCGAUGGAGGUGGACAGUGAAGACCCCAGCAGCGCAGACGACAGCGACGCAGGUACACCAGCAGUAGCAGCAGCAGGCAACGGAGGCUGGGAAGGCAGGAAAGGUGUCUCCCUCUACGUAGACAGCGGAGGAGGAGGCAACAUCCUUGGAUCAAGCUGGGAGAGCAGUAGAAGAGCUGCAUCUGGCAACAUAAUGGAAGUCUUACGAGAAGGUGGAGGAGGAGGAGAAGAGGAAACAGGAGGGGGUGUUGGAAUGGUGGUAGGAGGUGAGGAAGGAGGUGGAAGGGGGUGGGCGUGGCUGCGACGGGCGGGUGUGCUGGCAGGGGCAGGGACGCUGUGUAAAGAGCACGCCCUCACUGCUCUCCUGGUCUGUGCCUCCUGGGAUGUUAUACGUCACAGAAAACACAUACGAAGAUUGGUGUGGAGGCAGGAGCGGAGCAGCCGGGUGCUGGGAGGCCUCUUCAGACGCCUCCUCUGGUUAAGCAUUAUAGGUCAGGAAGGUCGGGCGGUGCUACUGGGGUUGGCCUUGUUGGUGCUACCUUUCCUCCCUGCCACCAACCUUCUCUUCACCGUAGGCUUCGUGGUAGCUGAGAGGAUUCUCUACAUCCCCAGUCUGGGCUACGCUGUGCUGAUGGGCGUGGCUCUCUCGCGGGCGGGGCGGCUAAGGGCCCCCUGCCUCCUGCUGCUGCUGGUUGCCUUCUCCUGUAGGACUCUACAGAGGAACCGCGAUUGGGACUCCAGGGAGACCCUCUUCAUGGCGGGACUCAAGACUCUACCACACAACGCCAAGAUGCACUACAACUUCGCUAACCUUCAAAAGGACCUCGGUCACCCAGACCUCGCCAAGCUUCACUACACCCGCGCCAUCAGACUGUGGCCGGGUCACUCCAGCGCUCAUAAUAACCUUGGCACUCUCCUCAACGACACCUCGGAAGCGGAGAACCACUUCCGAAUGGCACUCAAAGCCCACCCACAGCAUGCCCACGCCUACUAUAACUUGGCUAACCUCAGGCAACAGCAGGGUCGCAUGGGGGAGGCAGUAGCGCUGCUGGAGGAGUCGCUGCGCUAUGACGCCACCAACAGGGACGCGGUGUCAGCCCUGGCUGGGUUAUAUAGUGACGCCGGCCGUUCCACUGAGGCGGAGAACCUUCACCUGGCGCUGCUGGCCGCCAGACCUGCAGACCCCGUCGUUCACAACAACUACGCAGCCUUCCUGCAGAAAAGCGGUCGCGGCGAAGCUGCACUGCGACACUACGAGGCGGCACUUGGUCUGGACCCGGAGCACACGGUGGCACUAGUCAACACUGCCAGGCUCAUGAGGACCUUACACAACAAUAACCAGGCUGAGAUGCUCUACAAGAGAGCACUGGCGGUGGAGUGGGAGGCCGAGAUCGGCGAGUCUUUGGGCAAGCUGUACCUCAACACUGGUCGUCUGGAAGAAGCUGAGGCAACCUUCACCACUGUACUCACCCACCACCCACACAUGCUUUCCUCCACCGUCUACCUGGCACGAGUGAAGCUGCAGCAGCGGAGUUACCUGGAGAGUGAAGGUCUGUUAAGGAAGGUUCUUGAUCAGUCACCGGGCCACCAGGAGGCACUCUUCCAGCUUUCCCUGCUCUACACCCACACCAACCGCACGCAGGACGCCCUCACCCUCGCUCAGCAAGCCGCCCAUAACUGCUCGAGGCCGCCCAACCUCUGCGCCCGCCUCCACGCCCACUACGGUGAUCUCCUCAAUGAGAGGCACAGCGUUGACGAGGCGGCACAGAGUUACCAGUUAGCAGUUGAGCUGGAACCAACGCUCACCCACCCACAUAUCAACCUGGGUGCUCUCUACCAUGCUAAGGGUGACUACGCCCGUGCCUGGAGACACUACCUCACUGCCCAUGGACAGGAGCCCUCUAACACCCUCCUGCUAGAGAACAUGGAGAAGCUGAGACGAGCGCAGGACCUUCAUGCACCACCAAACAUCCCUCACUGCCUCAACAAGUCCUGAUAUUUAUUUCACGACCCAAAGGUCUCAUUCGAAUCCUUUCUGAGAACAAUUUUAGAUUAGUGACAGUUUCUAUAAGCUGAAAUGGAUCUGAAAAGUUAGACUUUUUUUUAUAAAACACACACCAGUAUACAAGAGGCAGGGGCCAGGAGCUAUGAAUCGACCUCUAAAAACACAAGAAGGUGAGUACACACAGACAAAUCUUAACCCAUACAGACAGCUAGAUCACACACACACACAUACACAGACACACACACACACACACACACAAACACACACACACAUACA
Molecule: messenger RNA, 2406 nt
Organism: Cherax quadricarinatus
Lineage: Eukaryota; Metazoa; Arthropoda; Malacostraca; Decapoda; Parastacidae
Source: RefSeq, a predicted model, not a curated record